Vitrella brassicaformis is the source of this 2880-nucleotide messenger RNA. The record is from the annotation of a GenBank genome assembly. NCBI's taxonomy places the organism in Eukaryota, Vitrellaceae.
CGCGGCCGGGUCAGCGGCUGCCCACUGCCGCCUCAUCAGCGUCAGUAACCACCGUGAGGGCCCAUUUGCACCGUCAGCCCCACCCGUCAGGUUCGGCCUGCCUGCGCCCCACGCAGGACCGUUCCACCCCCACCUCCCCAUCAGAGGACUGCCAUACGUCCAUUUCACCGGUCAUCACAAGAAAUAUGCCCUUGGCUUCCACAUGCCGUGGCAUCACAUCGCCCCCAACUCGCAUCCUGAGGGCACCAGGGCCAGCAGUAAUGGGCAGCAGGACCAUGUGACCACUCCCAAGCUCACGGACAUGUCGGCCAUGCAUGGUAGCAUCGUUCGUAACGGCAGCAGGAUCAUUCCCACACCGACACUUGUGCCGCUGGGGGGUUGUGAGAAAGAUGGCCUGGCGCGGGGACGACUGGGCAUCGUAAAGGGCAGCCACUGCGCACACAAACAGAGCCAACAGGUCAGCCAGUCAGUGGAUGGAUGAAGACGCAGCAUCAGGGAAUGUACGGUAUUGUGUGGGUCAUGAUGCAUGCAGGUUUGCAGUGCGUCACCGCCAAUGGUGCCCCCCCGCAUCAGGCAUCUGGACCCUGCUCCAGCUCCGGGGUCUCGCAUGCCCCGGCUGUGUGCCGAGGAGAAGGCCCCUGCAGACAAUACUAUCAUCACCACCACACAGAUGGUUAGACAGACAGACAGACAGACAGAGAGGCUGGUACGCACCCAUGGCUGUGGCUGUGUGCGUGGGUGGGGUUUCUCUUUGACAGGUUGACCAACGUGUCAGCACUGAGAUCGCAUCCUGCCUGGUCCACCCUGUCGUCCAAAGCAUGAGCCGUCUCGCCAGCCGUGCGACGCAAUCGCAGCAUCCCCCCACCGCCCCACCGCCCAUCGAUCCCACCACCACUAUCACCACCACCACUGCCAAGGAUAAGGUCAUCUUCCUCGACUUGGACGACACACUCAUCCCCAGCCACUAUGUGGAGUCGCUAGGCGUCCAUCGGCUUCUCUGUGAGUACGUGGACAAUGGCGGGGCCAGCGGCGGCCGGGCCACGUUCGGUGGGGGGCAGGGAGAGAGGGGGAGGGUGGAUGAGAUCAUCAGGGUGUUCGAGGAGACUGGUAGGGAGGCGGCGAAGGUUGUCCAGACCUGCAAGGAGGCAGGCUGGGAUCCCAUCCUCAUCAUUAACGGCAGCCAACGAUGGUCAGCUGACUGGUCCACCUUCCUCCCUGUUCAUGUCUCAUUCUGUCCUGCCUCUGUGUGUGUAUGUGUGCAGGCUGGACGCCACUCUGCAGCCCGGGGCAUUCGAGCGGCUAAGCCGCGCUCUCGCGGAUAAUAACGUGCCGGUGGUCAGCGCCCGCCAACGGGCGAGGGACAGGCUCAUCCGCCCCCAUAUGGACGCCCCCACCCAGACAAAACACGACAAGGAGGGCCACCAGGAGGUUUCGAAGGUAAACAAACGGGCCGGCACCGUAGUGAGCGUCAGUCGAGAUGGAUGGAUGGAUGGAUGUCUGCAGACGAUCGCUUUACUGGAGGAGGUGGGCAAGAGGCCCGGCAUCACCCACGUGGCCACUGUGGGGGACAAUGUGUGGGAUCUCAUGCCGGUGGAUGAGAUCAAGAGGUGACAAGAUGAUGACCAAACAAACACACCUGUCUCUGCAUGUCUCUCUGUCGCCUUUUCUUUUUGCAGACGGCGCCCUGACGUUUCGGCAUGCAAGAUACGCAUGGCGCACCGACUAGGACCGACACCUUUCAUCAACGUGAGCACCCCCUUACCCUCCACCCCGUUUCCCCACCAUUGUUUUCAUUGACUCCUCCGUGCUGUGCAGCAAUUGCGCUGCCUCAACGAAGCCCUUCCAGCCAUCUUAUCAGCCACAGAGGAGGGACGCACCCCCACAGACCACAAUUAUGUCCUGGUACGCAACGCAUCCCUCUCUCACAGAGAGAGAGAGAGUGAGAGAGAGCAAAGGAACGGGUUUUUCUUUCUGUUGGCUUGGGUACGUCUCGCUCUGCAGAGGCCGGUGGGUCCUGGCUCGGGUGGUGAGUUUGAGGCCCACCGAGAGGUCGAUGGGGUCGCACCAGGGCACCAGGAGUAUGUUGCUUGCCUACGAAAGCACCGACCAAACAGACUGGACUACACGGUGAGUACCGUACUUCUAGGUCACUCACAACCAAACCCAAGACAGACCGGCACUUAGGGCCUUUACCCCUCUGUGCACUGUGUGCUCUGUGUGUGUGUGUGUGUGCAGUGUCUCGACGAGUACAUGGACCUCAACGCGCCGCCAGACCAUCACCCCCUCCCCCCCACCGACCCCCACAAGCCGCCCACAUGCGGGAAACUCGUCAAGAGAGCCCUCGCCACCCACACCCACAGGAUGUCAAGAGGCGGGUCGGCAUGGCCCAUGAGGACGACCAACAAUGGCGUCACAGGGAGGCCUCCAUCGACAAGGCCAUCGAGGCACUCAUCGGCCAAGAAGGGCCUGAGAGCCUCAGCGACCAGGGCCAGCGCGGAGGCACAAAGCUUGUGGGAUUGGCUGGGGCGGGGAGUGGGGGUGCCGGUGGGGGCGGGUCGGCUCACCGCCGAGUCGGCAUGUCCCGUGAAGACGCCGACAGACCCGCCGAGGCCACCAAGGUGGCGACGGGCAGUGCCGUCCGCCACCCUGGUGGCUUUGUUGCGGUGCAUGUCCACCACCCGAUGGUGCACAUGGGCAUGCAGCAGCAACGACAUGCCCCAGCCACAGCCACAGCAAGGCUCGUGCCGCACAGGGGGACACUGGCCGCCGUGGGAAACAACACCAACUGGGUGAGGAAGAAAGACAUACAUUCCUUCCUUGAUAUGAAUGUGUGUGUGUCUGUCUGUGUCUUCGUGUCUCCUCUGUCGCUCCCUCAGGUGA